UACUGUCAGUCAGUACCAUUAUCAGACAAGCUGUAAUUUUUAUCUUGUUAUAAACUAAAUUAACUCGAAACUCUUUAUCAGUGUUGGGUUUCAGCUAAAUAAUAAGCCAAAGAGGUCAACUCAGUGUCUUAAAACCAUGCCAUACAUCAGUUCAGAUGGCCAGGUUGGCAAGAGGCCCUUCAGCUUCUAUGGCAUCUUUUGGGCCAUCAUCAACUUCUUUUAUCUGUUUUACAUGACGCUCAUCAACGCCGACUACAACAAGCACGGGGAGAAGUACACGCGCGACUACAGGAGCCCGGGCAGCGGGCCUCCACGCCCGCCGUCCCGUCGUUUCGGGGGCUUCAACUCCGGCUCGGGGCCCGCACCACCACCAGCCGGGGGUUGCGGCUGCGGCUAGCGGAGCCCUAACACCAACCGAUACAUGCUUAACGACUUGACGCCUAUUUGUAACUGUAACCUUAAUGAUACGGACUGUUCCGGAGUCGAUGUACCAUGCUUUAGAAAUGAAACACAUAUUGAGUUUAUACCUAGACCUAACAUUUCUAGUUAUCAAUACAUAAUAGAUCAACCUCCUAAAUCUCAUAACAUACAAGAACUGAUUUUUGACGAUAUAUCUAAUAGUUCACUUUCGGAGUUGAGGAAGAGAUUAACCGGUAUUAUUACUGAUGGGAUUCUUCAAUGCUAUUGUUAUCGUGCGCGUUCGUUCCGACGUCAACUAAGUUUUGACUCUCGACAUUUGUAAUUAUUAAUUACCCAUCUAAGGCCCAAGAUACACUUGUAAGCUUUACUUACGUAAGUACGGACACAGCCAGGGGUGCUCCGAGCAAUUAUUAGGGUUGACACAACUUGAUGUCCCUUUGCUUGCGCGACCACAGAUAAGGGCUUGAAUCUUGACAACCCUGAAUAGCCGAAAAGGAUAGUGCCAUAUAUUAGAAAGGGACAGCACGAUUCGACCCUGAACCGCUGUCAAACUUCGGUUUUGUAGUAAGUUUUUUUCUGUACGGUAGUACUACUAUUUAUUCUGUGACACAGCUAUACUACAGAAUGAGAGAUGAAUAUCGUUAUCUCAUCUAACAAAUAGCUUUGUCUCUACUUACGUAAGUAAAACUUACAAGUGGAUCUCAGGCUUAAAUAUCGGUGCCAUCGUCUCGCUUUAUCACCACCUCCCACCAGCUACAACCAGGAGCAAAGCUCAUUCCCAGUUCAUGGCACACCAAGAAAAUGCGGGCAUCUCGCUCGUUUCUUCCCAGAACAUGGUUCUGAGGUCCUUAAUGUCCUUAUGCUAUCGCAAAGGACCUCAGGAGGUAACUCAUUCAUGAACUCAUGUCGCAGCCGACAUGGGGUUCUUCAAUUCAGGGUUCUUAACCCUUUGACCGGCAAUAUCGGCCUUCGUGGACUCCAACAAGGUUCACGAUGACGCGCCGCGCACGGUAGGCGUAGCGUUCAAAGGGUUAAGGGCCGGCAACGCUUAAGUGGCUCCUUGGGUGUUGCUUCUGUCCAUCGGCGACGGUGACCGCUUCCCAUCAGGCGGCUCGUCUGCUCGUUUGCUGACUAUCACAUUAAAAAACGAGGUAUUUUUUAACCUUUUGAACGCCAAACGGCGCAUCCAUUUGCCGUGCCACUGACGCCACGGGGGUAAAAUUUAGUUUUGUAAAUAAAUAAUGCCAACAUAAAAGUGGGGUGUUUUUCGGUAGAUUUUCAUCAAAAAACGAAUGACGUCAAAUGCCGUCUUUGGCGUCGUUGUCACGAUUUUGCGUUGACGUCAAUUGCCGUCUGUGGCGUUCAAAAGGUUAAUGGCCGUUUUCAUUUUAACUUUUUACAUUAACUAGUUUUGUGACGAAUUGUAUUGCGUCUUGUCUCACAAUGUGUGUUGUUUUUAAAGAAAAGGAUUUUUAGUGUUAAUGUAUACUUCAGUGCAAAUGUGACGUGUUCGACGGUACGUUAGGCGUCAAGUUUAGGUUUCUUUUCUCUUUGAACGCCACAUUAGGCCAUAGUGUUCCAACCCGUUUUAAAAAGUGAUGUUACUUGUGUAAAAUAACUAGAAUCUUAUAUUGGUCGUGUAUCGUUUUCGUUAUAUUGAAUUUAAAUAUAGAAAUUUAAAAUUAUGUAAGUGUAAAUACGUUUUAAUAUUCUCACAUAUAUAUGAAUUUCCGAUUAUAUAAAUAAUUGUAACGAAAUACGCACUUACUUAUUUAAAUAAAUCAAAAUAAGCUUACCUAUAAGUACUAAAAUUAUUUGUCAAUCUUAUUUAAAAAAAACUAAUAUUUUCAUACUUACAUUCCGAACCCAGUAGGGUUAGGUAAAAAAAUGUAUCGGAUCGCCAGUAUCGCCAUAUUGUCAAUACUUUGAAAAAGUUGAAAGGCAGUAUAGAUGUAGUGCAUAAUUAUUUUCCAUCGUAUUAUCACGGAAACGUUCGAACGUGUCUUGCUAUUCCAGUCAGCCUCGGUACAAAAAGUGCUGUAAUUGACUGAAGUAGAACAAAUACGAACGUGUCCGAGAAAAUACUAUGGAAAACAAUUAUGCACUACAUCUUUUUCCACAAUUUUCUUUGCUUGACAGAACAAGAUACGUGUUUGUUUCAAAGUAGUGCCGAUAUGUAGGUAUUAGGUUGUCACUAUAUGUGAUUUCAACUAUUUCCUCGUUUAAAUAAUAUACCAUUAUAGGUCUUAUAUUUAAAUCUUAAGUGUAUGCUAAUAAAAUAAAAAUAGUCCAAAUUAAA
Cydia splendana is the source of this 2719-nucleotide messenger RNA. RefSeq names its product selenoprotein K-like. The transcript is spliced from 4 exons. The record is from RefSeq and is a predicted model, not a curated record. The coding region runs from base 137 to 397 and encodes 86 amino acids. Lineage: Eukaryota; Metazoa; Arthropoda; Insecta; Lepidoptera; Tortricidae.